GGUAGUGGAUUAAUCGCGCCUGGCUGUCAGACAGACAUGACAUGUUCCAUUUGAUACACAGAUUGAAGACUCCACUGUUGUCAUUUGGAGGAACGCGCACAAUAUCCCAACUAAUCAACAUGGAGAAGCCCUGCAUACUGGCCACUACCUUCGGAGCGCCUGGAGGCAUCUACAAAUGCUUUGCACCUGUUGUCGAGAAACACUUCACCAUUAUCCCAUACGAGACAUUCCCGCUAGACCAGAAGAAUCUGUCAGAAAAGGUCAAAGCAGUAUUUGUAUGGAGCGUUGCCCUGAAAGUUGACAGAGGUCUGAUGCAGUCUCUGCCUAACCUCGAGGUGGUGGUUAACGGAGGGGUGGGAGUGGACCAUCUGGACAUACCCAUGAUCAACAGCUUUGGGGUGAAGGUGUGCAACACCCCUCAUGUUGUUGACAACGCCACUGCCGACAUCGGGAUGGGUCUGAUGCUGGCGUCUGCAAGGAAGAUCGUCGAAGGUCACCAUUACUCCCUAACCCACAACAAUGAGGACUUGCCAGAGAGCUCCAUGGGUAUGGACGUCAGCGGGGCCACCCUGGGCAUCAUCGGUAUGGGGAGGAUAGGAUACAAGGUGGCCAGGAGGGCCCAGGCAUUUGAUAUGAAGAUCCUCUAUCAUAACAGGAACCGCAGGAAAGAGGAAGAGAGAGCAGUGGGGGCGAUGUACUGUGCCAACAUGGAGGAUCUGCUCCAGCAGUCAGACUUUGUGAUGGUGGUGGUGAACCUGUCACCUGCCACCCAGAAACUGAUCGGUGCCAAGGAACUAGCCAUGAUGAAACCUACCAGCACUCUCAUCAACAUCAGUAGAGGCCUCGUUGUAGACCAAGAUGCGUUGGUGGAAGCCCUCCAGAAGAAAGUGAUCCGAGCCGCUGCACUGGAUGUGACCUACCCUGAACCCCUACCAAUAGGCCACCCCCUUGCUGCUCUUCCAAAUGUCAUCAUCCUGCCCCACAUAGGGACCCACUCCGUUGAGACGACGCAGAUAAUGGUGGAAAAGAUGGUGACCAACGCCCUGGCAGUACUAGGAGGGAACCAGCCUCCAGAUGAGGUCAAGGUGUAGGUCAGAGAAGUUUCCUCUAGGUACAGAUCUAGGAUCAGUUUCUAUUCCCACAAUCCUAACCUGAACCAUUAGUGGGCGAAAUGCAAAAUUUAAAACCAAAAUCAGCAUCUAGGGGCAACUUCACCCUAUUCCUCAGGAAUCGCCCUGGACCCUCCAUGCCACUUUUAACUAGCUGCCAUGCCUUAGAGCAGGGGUGUCAAACAUACAGCCCCGGCACACGAGGGGGUCCAAUACGGCCCAUGGGUGGUUUGAGUAGCCUCAAAUAUUUAGGAAACAUUCAUACAGUAUCUUGACUGUGUCCAGCUCGCUAAUAAUCCCUGAAAUUAAAGCAGAUUUAAAGCUUAUUUCCUGCAAUUCUACACAUUUUGUCAUGGGAAAUGUGUAUUCAUGUGAUAUUUGUGUGACCAAAAAAAUACAACAAAAUCAAAGGGCUAAAAAACCUAAAUAAAAAAAACGUUAACUGACAUGAGCUAGUUGUUCUGGACAUUUCUGACAAGUUAUACAUGGCGCUCUAAGGUCUGCAAUGACUAACAAGACAAGAGGAACUGAUGAUGCACCACCCAAUUUAGAAAUGUCACCUUGUGCAUUCUACUAUUACAACUUUCAAAAGUAAGUUUAAAGCCAGACUGAAUUCCUUUAAAAAAAUAAACAAUAAUAAUAAUUGGGGGGGACCCCCUCCCUGUGGGGGACCCACGCACUCCCCCUGCCGACCCCUCAGUUUGGGAACCAUUGUUGUAGAAGGCCUGCCUUAGAGGGUCCUAACUUCCACGAUCACUGAUCUAGCAGAAUGUGAAAGGAAGGAGGACGAUGGGGUAAAUCUAUCCAGCGGGGAUGAAGGAAAGGAGAGGAGGAAAAGAAGAUAUUUAGUAUUGAGACUUAGGCACCACAAUGCAGCAGUGUCACUGAUCAGAGAAGUCUUCAACAUCCACAUUAAUAAGCACCUAAUCAUAGCUCCGUCCUGGACAAUUCUAUAUAAGUUAUGACACUAUAGAUAAUAAAAUGUUGGAUAGAAAUGGAAUAUAUUGCUUCUCAAUGGUGAAUAUGCCUUCUCAUACAGUACAUGGAAAUGUACUGUAAUUUAUAUCACUUCAUAUUGACUGUUGAUUUAACUAAUUAUAACCACUGAUUAUAAAGGUUUAGAGCAUUAUGCAUACUCUAUUUCUAACGGCACAAUAAACAACUUGACAAAUCUGUA
This is a messenger RNA of Salvelinus namaycush (lake trout), 2286 nucleotides long. RefSeq lists its product as uncharacterized. The record is from RefSeq and is a predicted model, not a curated record. Gene Ontology annotation, molecular function: glyoxylate reductase (NADPH) activity; NAD binding; hydroxypyruvate reductase [NAD(P)H] activity. The coding region runs from base 42 to 1091 and encodes 349 amino acids. NCBI's taxonomy places the organism in Eukaryota, Metazoa, Chordata, Actinopteri, Salmoniformes, Salmonidae. The transcript has 6 exons. Gene Ontology annotation, cellular component: cytosol.